Entamoeba nuttalli P19 is the source of this 1386-nucleotide messenger RNA. RefSeq names its product tRNA nucleotidyltransferase, putative. Gene Ontology annotation, molecular function: RNA binding; ATP:3'-cytidine-cytidine-tRNA adenylyltransferase activity. The transcript has 3 exons. Lineage: Eukaryota; Evosea; Mastigamoebida; Endamoebidae. The record is from RefSeq and is a predicted model, not a curated record. Gene Ontology annotation, biological process: tRNA 3'-terminal CCA addition. Bases 1 to 1386 code for a protein of 461 amino acids.
AUGGAAAACACCCCUUCAAUUCAUUUGACCCAAAACGAAGUCAUGACUGUCCUACAUUUUAAAUUAUCAACAAUAAUUAGAGUUGUAGGUGGAUGGGUUAGAGACAAAUUAUUAGGGAAAGAGUCUCAUGACAUUGACAUCACAGUUGACAAUAUGCAAUCUUAUCAAUUCUCACAAUACCUUCAAAAAUAUAUAAAUGAACACACACAACAUAACGUUAGUGGAAUUGGAGUAAUUCAUAAAAACCAUUCUGCUGGAAAACACCUUGAGACUGCAACAUUAAGAAUAGAUAAUAUUGCUAUUGAUAUAUGCCGUUUGAGAGCAUCAGAUUACUGUGAUAAUGAUGAGGAAAAAAUAGGUACACCUUUAGAAGAUGCACAGAGAAGAGACUUUACUAUCAACGCAAUGUUUUAUAGGGUAAAUGAUGACCAAAUAGAGGAUUUAACGGGAUGUGGAUUGAAUGAUUUAAAAAGUAGAAUUAUCAGAACACCAAUUUCACCCAAAGAGACAUUACAUGAUGAUCCAGCAAGAGCGUUAAGAGCAAUUCGAUUCAGUGGGAAGAUGGGAUUUGUGUUAGAUGAAGAGCUAGAACAAGAAAUGAAAACAAAAUACAUUGGAGAUAAAAUGACAAGUGGAUUGAGCCGAGAACGACUUGGACGUGAAUUAAUAGGAAUGAUACAAAGUGAUAGGCCAGCUUAUUGUAUAGAUCAAAUCAGACAAUUUGGGUAUUUUAAAGGACUUUUUGGUGAUUUAGAUGAAAUUACUACUACGAAUGUGGUUAGAAGUUAUGAAAUGUAUGCACAAAAAUUUGGAGCGUUUGAACUAGGAAGAAGAGAAAUAGGAUUUCUUGCGGCAUUGUUAUAUUCUGUUACAAGAGAAACAAAUCAGAAAAAGAGAAUGGCAAAAAUACAUUCUGUUAUUAUUGAUUCAUUAAAACUAAGUGUGAAAGAGAGAAAUAACAUAAUAUUAGUUCAUAAUGGAGUUAAAGAACUAGAGCAACUAUCAAACAAAAAAGAAUGGACAAGAGUAGAAGUAGGAAGGAUAGUUGUUGCUUCAGCAGAGUGGUGGAAAGAGUCUAUUUGUUUGUCAUGUGCAAUCCAUGCACCUUGUGAUGGGGUGUUAGUAAGUCCAUAUGACAAAGGAGUUAUGAACAAAACGAUGGUAGAGUGGUGUAACCUAUUACUCAACAAAAUUGCUUCAGAAGAAUUGGAAAAUAUUUGGCAAAUGAAGCCACUAGUUAAUGGUGAAGAGUGUAGCAAACUUUUACAAAGAAAAGGAGGUCCAUGGUUGAAAGAGAUCUUAAAAGAUAUGAUUGAACUUCAAAUAGAAAAGCCAAUGAUAACAAAGGAUGAGGUUGUAGUUUUUGUGUUAAAAUGGGGGCAAUGA